GGCCAAUCAGGAGUGAGAGUCGCUGUGAGCGGCCAAUGAGAAACGGGCCUGACCGGGAGCGAGCGUGCGGGAUAAGGAGACAACUACCGGGGGUUGCAGGUUUAAGCCGUGGUCUUCCUCGUUCCCGCUCCAUCAUGUGGUUCUCACUCUCUCGGCUUGUCAGUGCUGAUGCCGCCCAAGAAACGGAGCGCCUGUAACCCGCGUAAGCCUCGCCUGGUGUUCCUGGAGAGCCCGCUGGAAGGGCCGGUGCAUGAUUAUGGGCCCACCCCACCCCGAGCUGAGACCAAGUGCGCCUCCACCAAACCCCUGGACCCCAGCGCCUCCGCCUCCUGGGUCUCUCCACAGUUCGAUCAGGCCUUAGAGUUGCACUUCCCGGCACGUCGGCGCCGCCGCCAUGUCUCGAACAACAACACAGUACAAAGCCGUGCCGCCGGGGGCGCAAACCGGAGCCAACAUAGAGUGGCAGGGAGGAAGCCGAGCGUCUGCAAAUUCCCCUCUCUAUCGUUUACUACCGCUGAGAUUCUAGAGACUCAGUCAUUCUGCACAACGAGGAGGAGACCGGAGCAGAACUGGGCCGCGCCCGCCCCCGCUGUGCCCACCUCCCCGCCCAGCCCGGAGGGGCGUUCAUACGGUAACAUCCCCAGCCCCCCCGAUAUACGGACUCCAGAGCCAAGUCCAAAGCCCAACCACCUGCUCUCACCCAGUGCGAUCCAGACGCCGCUCUCCAGGCACCGGCCCGGUAACCGUGAAGCUACCGACACUCCACUGGCAAACAGCCCGGGGCUGGUCCUGGCCGAGGACACCCCGGAGCAUGAAUACGGCAUACGGCCCACCUGGAGGAGGAGGCAGAGACUUAUGAGAUACCUCAAAUCACGGGGGAAGCUGAAGAGCAACGAAAUCCUGGUGAAGCCGUGAGAGAUGAGAGCCGGACGCAACAAAAUCCUGGUGAAACCGUGAGAGAUGAGAGUCGGACUCUACUGUACAUUGUAAAUAUAUGAAUUGACUAAAAAUAAAAAAUAAAAUCAUUUUGAUUUGUGUAACAAAA
Molecule: messenger RNA, 1045 nt
Organism: Hyla sarda
Lineage: Eukaryota; Metazoa; Chordata; Amphibia; Anura; Hylidae
Gene: RHNO1
Product: RAD9-HUS1-RAD1 interacting nuclear orphan 1
Biological process (GO): DNA damage checkpoint signaling; cellular response to ionizing radiation; recombinational repair
Cellular component (GO): chromosome; nucleus
Source: RefSeq, a predicted model, not a curated record